UUAAAUGUCAAUUUGCUACUUAAACUUGUAAUCAAUGAACAAUUAACCUCAAAAUCAGUUUUAUUUUUAUAAAAAAAACGCCAUGUCGUUCGAAUAAACACAGAAUUGUCAUGUAUAUAGAUACCAUCAUCAUCAUCACUGGACAUCGCUAGAACAAGAAAGAAAGCAAGUUAACCGUCUUAAGAAAUGGAAGAAGAAACGAAGAGGAAAGCUAAAAAAGAAGACUCGAGAAAUGGGUUUGAUUCGUUUAGCGAAGAUAUAGUAGAAAAGAUACUGAGAAAAUUACCAGCUUUAUCAUUAGCAUCAGCAGCCUGCGUUUGCAAAUCAUGGUACCAUAAUUCCAAUCGUAUCCUCUCGAGACCUAAGCUCGCCUCUGCUAUCUCUCUCAAUCCUUCCCUUGAUAUUGCUUUACAAGAAGUUGUUGAUAAAGUUCUCUCUGAAUCAAUUCGACCGCAUUUUGCCAUUGCAAGUGGAUUUGGGAAUAAAUUAGGCCUGGAGAAAAGUUUUGAUUUUUUAGCAGGAAAAUUUGGUUCAAGGACUCCACUAAUUGUUACUUGGGCUAAUGGGAUUAUGGGAAGAGAUGCUGUUACCAAUGAGUUUAGAGAGGUCAUGGGAAGAGAUGAUUCUAGUAAUUAUGAUGGUGAUGGUGAUGGUGAUGAUGAACAUAUGGAGAUUAAUUCUGGUUUUCUUUUGACUGUGGGUUUUGUACCGGGAUUAAAAGUUGAUGUCAUCCCAUAUUUGAGAAAGAUAAGGCCAGCACCUAUGGAAAUGAUUGAUAUAUUUGUGAUGGAUAUCAGGAAUUACACAACUUCUGCUUCAGGUUGCACAUCACCAGUUGGAAUUAUAAUGUUUGCAAGUGAAGAUUUUGACCUGAAACCUAUAAUGGAAAAGCUGGAUUAUGCUAUGUCAAAGGAAACUAUUAUCGUUGGUGAUGAGAGAACUAAAUUUUUGUACAGAAGCAGGAUAGAUUCAACAAAUCCAUUUGCAAAGGCUAUUGCUCUUGUGUUUGCAAAGGAUAGAGAAAAACCUCAUGGAUUAGGGGAAAUUCAAUUCCAUGCUGCAUUAUCAAAUGGUGUUUCUGCAAUAGGUCCAAGGUACAAGACAGCUUCUGCCAGAGAGGCCUUCCAUGAUCGAAAUACUUGGCUGACUGCCAGACAAGAAGGACAACCGGAGAUUCUUGAUGGGCAGAGGAUUCUAAAUGACAUCAAUGAUGAGUUGGAAAAUCGUAUUGGAGAUACUGAUCUAUACAUUGGGGUUACAGAACUCAGAAAACGUCGUAUUAGGAAAGAGAAGCCAAGGUUGAUGUCAUCCUUGUCCUUCUAUGGAGUCAUGGGAGGAGAUGAAGAGUACCUUUUUGUUCAUGGUAUUGGCAUCAGAACUGCUGACUAUUUCCAAUUUUACCAUUCAGACCCUAGUGCUGCAUUAUCUUCAUGUAGGAAUGUAUCUGCGAACCUAAGAAACUUGAGGCUAGACUGGAGUUGUAAAAAAUACCUUUAUCCAACUGAUGGUGCCAAUGAGUUUAAGAAGGAAUGUAUUGGGGGUUUCAUUUUCUCUUGUUGUGGUCGUGGUGAAGCAUUUUUCGGGAGUCCCAAUGUUGAUAGCUCUCCGUUCCUGGAGAAUUUUCCUGGGGUCCCAUUGGCAGGAAUAUUUUGUGGUGGGGAAAUUGGCCGCAGCUUCUCAAUCUCGAAUACGCUCGACGACCGUGAAGAAAGCACUCCUAGUAGAUGUCUGCAUGUGUUUAGCUCGGUAUAUCUGGUGCUAUCGUAUACUCCAAGUCCGGCCCCUAUGGAGCAAUAAAUCCUGUUCAUGUUUGUGGUUAGAAUGGAAAAGAAUCAGACAUGACCCGUUGCAAGUAGCUAAUAGUGUCUCUUUUUCAUAUUUCCAUUUUCUAAAUCAGCAGUCUUUGUUUUGUAAGUAAUGAUUAUACCAUAGACAUAUACAUGGUGGCAAAAACCGCACAAAAAUUACUCUGCUGGAAGGCCAAUAGCAUGCCUUGGUUUGCAUUAGUUGUACCUGUUAGGUAAUAUGAUCCUUGUAGCAUGUUACCUGUUUUAUUCUUUCUAUGUGGAGUUUAACUGCGGAGUAUCGGAUGAUUUUACAGAUUUACCAACAUGUACAUAUUUUGUUACGUUACCACAAAGAAACGGUGUGAUUUGAUUUAAA
Molecule: messenger RNA, 2163 nt
Organism: Ricinus communis (castor bean)
Lineage: Eukaryota; Viridiplantae; Streptophyta; Magnoliopsida; Malpighiales; Euphorbiaceae
Product: F-box/LRR-repeat protein At5g63520
Exons: 10
Coding region: 187-1797 (536 amino acids)
Biological process (GO): positive regulation of proteasomal ubiquitin-dependent protein catabolic process; protein polyubiquitination
Molecular function (GO): protein binding
Source: RefSeq, a predicted model, not a curated record